Messenger RNA from Chanos chanos (milkfish), 2514 nucleotides. It is a transcript of the gene jakmip3, whose product is annotated as Janus kinase and microtubule interacting protein 3. The coding region runs from base 1 to 2514 and encodes 837 amino acids. The record is from RefSeq and is a predicted model, not a curated record. Lineage: Eukaryota; Metazoa; Chordata; Actinopteri; Gonorynchiformes; Chanidae. The transcript is spliced from 22 exons. Gene Ontology annotation, molecular function: microtubule binding; kinase binding.
AUGUCCAGGAAGGGGCCCGGCGGCCGAACCAAAGGGGAGCGGCUGGAUGCCAUGGCAGCCCUGCAGGCAGCCAAUGAGGAGCUAAGGGCCAAACUCACAGAGAUCCAAAUUGAACUGCAACAGGAAAAAAGCAAGGUGAGUAAGCUGGAGCGGGAGAAGACACAGGAGGUGCGUCACGAGCAGCAUAAGUCAGCAGUGGUAGUAACUGAAUUACGGGCGAAGCUUCACGAGGAGAAACUGAAGGAGCUCCACGGCGUUAGGGAAACAUUGCUCCGUCAGCAUGAAUCUGAACUGCUGCGGGUAAUCAAAAUCAAAGACGGCGAGAUUCAACGACUACAGGCACUCGUCAACGCACUACGAGAUGGAUCCACAGACAAGGUGAAGUCUGCACUGAUGACGGAGGCUCGGGAGGAGGCCCGAAGAGGGUUCGAAGGCGAACGCAGCCGUCUGCAGCAGGAGAUCCUGGAGCUGAAGGGGGUAAAACGGCAGAUGGAGGAAGCUCUGAGUUUGGCGGUGCAAGCCGACAAGAUCAAAGCGGCAGAGAUCCGCAGCGUGUACCACCUCCACCAAGAGGAGAUCAACCGAGUGAAGAGAGAGUGUGAGAGAGAGAUCCGUCGACUGAUGAAUGAGAUUAAGCUAAAGGACCGAGCGUUGGCUGGUUUGCAGAGAGAGUUGUGUGUUCAGACGGCUCACACGCGGACGCUGCAGCUAAAGCUGGCUGGGGAAGACCAGCACUCCCCCGACAAAGAGGCCAGCCCAAAACGCCAGGCCCCUUAUUCACGCGGUGCAGGAGACACCCCAUCUCAACCCUCUGCCAGUCCUGAACAGCAGUUGGACGAGAAGGAUGCGAGACGCUUCCAACUGAAAAUUGCAGAAUUGACUGCCAUCAUACACAAGCUGGAAGACCGUAACGCUCUCUUGUCUGAGGAGCGCAAUGAACUGCUCAAGCGACUGCGGGAAGCGGAGAGUCAAUAUAAGCCAUUACUGGAUAAGAAUAAACGUCUGAGUCGUAAGAACGAGGAGCUGGCCCAUGCUUUCAAACGCAUGGAGAACAAAUUGCGCUUCGUCACACAAGAGAACAUAGAAAUGAGGGAGAAAGCAGGGACGUUGCGAAGGCCCAGCUCUCUGAAUGAUCUGGACCACAGUCAGGAGGAGAGAGAGAUGGAGUUCCUCCGUCUGCAAGUCCUUGAACAACAGAACAUCAUAGAUGACCUGUCUAAGGCCCUUGAAACAGCUGGAUAUGUGAAGAGUGUGAUAGAGAGGGACAUGUUAUUAAGGUACAGGAGACAGGACAGUGGCCGCAGGAGGAAAGCAAUAAAACCCUGUAAGCCAGUGAUUGAGACGUUUUUUGGCUACGAUGAAGAAGCAUCUCUGGACUCAGAUGGCUCAUCCAUUUCCUACCACACAGACAGAACUCCCUGUACUCCAGACGAUGACUUGGAGGAGGGUAUGAUUAGGGAGGAAACAGAGUUGAGGUUUCGCCAGCUGACGAUGGAGUACCAGGCUUUGCAGAGGGCAUACGCUUUGUUGCAGGAGCAGGUCGGUGGCACCUUUGAUGCAGAGAAGGAACUCAAGACACGAGAACAACUGCAGACACAGCUUGUGCGCUACCAGAGCAGAAUAGCAGACCUUGAGAGCGCUCUGUCUCAACAAGGCCAGGAUAUGAAGUGGAUAGAGGAGAAACAAGCUUUAUAUCAGAGGAACCAGGAGCUGGUUGAAAAGAUUAAACAGAUGGAUACAGAGGAGCUGCGUUUAAAACAUGAAAUUCAGGACGUUAAAGACCAAAAUGAACUCCUUGAGUUUCGCAUUCUUGAACUUGAAGAGAGAGAAAGAAGAUCUCCAGCCAUAAACUUCCAGACCAUACACUUCACAGACAGCAUGAGCCCGCUGCAGAUCUACUGUGAGGCGGAGGGAGUCACUGACAUUGUCAUAGCAGAGCUGAUGAAAAAGCUUGACAUUCUGGGGGAUAACGCCGUAAGUAAUCUCACCAACGAGGAACAAGUGGUGGUUAUUCAUGCACGGACCGUGCUAACCUUAGCGGAAAAGUGGCUGGAACAAAUUGAGGUCACCAAGUCAGCUUUGCAACAGAAAAUGCUGGACAUUGAGAGUGAAAAGGAACACUUUAGUAAACAAAAAGGAUAUUUAGAUGAGGAAUUGGAUUACAGGAAACAAUCUAUGGAUCAAGCCCAUAAGAGAAUCCUGGAGUUGGAGGCAAUGUUGUUUGAUGCGCUGCAGCAGGAGGCUGGUGCCAAAAUGUCUGAGUUGUUGUCUGAGGAGGAGAGGGAAACUCUGAGACACGCUGUGGAGCAGUGGAAGAGACAAGUGCUCAGUGAGCUGAGAGAGAGAGAUUCUCAGAUCCUCAGAGAGAGAAUGGAGCUUCUACAGCAUGCCCAGCAGAGAAUCAAAGAGCUAGAAGAAUGGAUAGAGGGACAGAAACGACAGAUAAAGGAACUAGAGGAGAAGUUUUUAUUUUUAUUUUUGUUCUUUUCUCUAGCUUUCAUUCUUUGGUCGUAG